Molecule: messenger RNA, 1362 nt
Organism: Mesorhabditis belari
Lineage: Eukaryota; Metazoa; Nematoda; Chromadorea; Rhabditida; Rhabditidae
Source: the annotation of a GenBank genome assembly
AUGUUUCCGCCAACUGGCACAAUGACACCUGAAGUCCUGCAGAAGUUAUGGUUACAGAUGGCGCUCAAUCUGCAGUCGGGAGGAGCGGCCGGUCUCCCGGGAAUGCCCACAACUCCCACGACUGUUGCAGGUCUUUUCCCGAGUGCGGCGAGUCUCUCAAUGCCGGUCAAUCCGGGCAGUCCCACAACGAGCAAUCUCAACAGUGAUCAGGUAGCAAAGAUGUGCGAACAGUUGGAAGCAUCGGAAGAUGUUGAUCGAUUGGCUCGUUUCCUUUUCUCUCUACCGCCCCUCCUUAUUCAAGAGCUUCAAUCUAAUGAGGCUUAUCUCCGCGCCAAGUGCCUCAUAUGUUUCCAUAUGGGUGAUUUCCGGAAUAUGUAUGCGAUCAUGGAAAAUCACAAAUUCAAUCCAAUCUACCAUGGGAAAUUGCAAUCGAUGUGGCAAGAAGCGCACUAUCAAGAAGCUGAAAAGUUGAGAGGAAGACCCCUCGGUCCAGUGGAUAAAUACCGUGUGCGCAAGAAGUACCCAAUGCCGAGAACGAUCUGGGAUGGAGAACAGAAAACUCACUGCUUUAAGGAACGUACUCGAACCCUUUUGAGAGAAUCUUAUCUGAAAGAUGCUUAUCCAUCUCCAUCAAAGAAAAAGGAGCUAGCCAAUGCGACUGGUCUAACUCCGAUGCAAGUCGGGAAUUGGUUCAAGAAUCGAAGGCAAAGAGAUCGAGCGGCUGUCGCGAAGAACAAGAACAAUCUCAUCGGCAUCGAGCUGAAGAAAGCCGGCGGAUUGGGACUCGAAUCCGACUCCGACGGUGAUGACAGCUUUAUGGAUGAGUGCAACACUGAUAGCCCGUCACCCCACGAUGAACCAAAGGACCUCUCCUCCACCCCCUCCCGACCGGGUCUCACUCCAUCGAGUCUCCAUCCUCUUCUGAUGUUCAACCCGGGUCUUCUCUCCCAAUUGGGUAUCGGUCUUCCCGGCCUAACUGGCUUACCCGGUCUACCCGGUUUACCCGGUCUUUCUCCAUUUGCCCAUCUCGCCUCUUUCAAUCCCUUCUUGGCUCAUCUAGCCACCCCACAGACUCCUCCAUCACCCACAAUGCCUUCACCAGCUCCUCCUAAGCGAAAGGGUCUCGGGAUGAGCAUUGAUGCGAUUUUGGGGAAUCUCAAAGCCGAAGCGGAAGAGAAAACCGAAGUUGGUUCCCCAUCGGAUUCUCCGUCAAAAGAUGAGGCAGAUUGCUCAAAAGGAUCCGAAUCAGCCACAGACACCGUUUCACCGGUCUCAUUAAAAAUGGCAAAGAAAGACCGAGACAGUGAUGAGGACGCAAAAACAGAGACAACCGAUAGUGAAGAUCCGCAUAAUCUCUCGGUU